Messenger RNA from Cyprinodon variegatus (sheepshead minnow), 1506 nucleotides. Its product is annotated as stonustoxin subunit beta-like. Bases 11 to 1024 code for a protein of 337 amino acids. NCBI's taxonomy places the organism in Eukaryota, Metazoa, Chordata, Actinopteri, Cyprinodontiformes, Cyprinodontidae. Gene Ontology annotation, molecular function: protein binding. The record is from RefSeq and is a predicted model, not a curated record. The transcript has 4 exons.
GGUUGAAGACAUGGCCUCAGAUCAAAUGGAGGUGGCCGCCCUUGGUAGACCUUUCGCAUUGGGGAUGCUAUAUGACGCUUACAGAGAUAAGCUAAUAACUGAUUUUUCUCUAUGGGACAGAGAAACUAUUCAAAAGUACAAGAUAAAAAAAACUCAAAAUGGCACUUUCUGUGAAACUACUGUCUCAGACUCCAUUGACGAAAAGGCUUCUCUGCUGAAGGCUGAUGCGUCUCUCAUAGUCAGUUUUCUUAGUGGUCUGGUUGAAGUUGGAGGAGCUGCCAACUACUUGCUUGAUGAUAAAGAGUUCAAGAACCAGAGCAGAGUUAUACAUCAGUACAGAGCCACAACGGCUUAUGAACGACUGGAACUAAAUCAUCAGGACGCCAAGAAACUGCAAAUAGAAGAGGUCAUCCGGAACAGCAAUGCAACACAUGUUGUCACAGGCAUCCUUUAUGGGGCCAAUGCUUUCUUUGUGUUUGACAACUACUGUGAUCUCACAUUGGACCCAGAAACUGUGAAUGGGAACCUCGUUCUGUCUGAAGGAGACAAGAAAGCAACAUGUGGACCCUGGCAGCAAUAUCCUAAAACAGAGAAGAGGUUUAAUCGAUACCCCCAGGUUCUCUGCAGAGAGGGUCUUAAAGGCUGUCAUUACUUUGAAGUUAUGUGGAGCAAUGAAACUACUAAAGGUAUUGGGGUUGGUCUUGCAUAUGAAGGCGUUCCAAGAAACGGAAAUGGCCUGCACACUGGGUUUGGAUAUAAUGAUAUCUCCUGGUAUUUUGGUGUUUACAGCAAUAGUUAUUGUGUAUGGCACAAUAGUAAAAAGAUGUGGUCCUCUACUCGUCCUUCUGGAUGCAACAGGAUUGGGGUUUAUCUAGACUGGCCAGGCGGCACGCUGUCCUUCUACCAAGUGUCUUCUAACUCUUUGACCCAUCUGCACACCUUUGAGAAACGAUUCUCUGUACCACUUUACCCAGGUUUCUAUAUCUGGGACAAAUCCACAUAUGCAACUUUCUGUCCAGCUUAGAAUUGAUAUAACAUUGAUAUAGUGUGUGUGUGUAUAUAUAUAUAUAUAUAUGACAUGUUUAAUGAAAUUGCAAUUUUCAUUUUAUUCUUUGUUAUUUUAAUCAUUAAACUCUGAGUACAUAGGUUAGGGAAAACAAACUUUAUAUAUCAAUAAUACUUGUGCUUUCACAGCCUGUCACUCAUUGCUGUAGCCAGAAUCAUAUGACAGGGCACUCCAAGAAAGGAUAAUAUUCCCUCAGUACAAAGCUAGAAAAGGCAAAUGACGUCCUACCUAAAACUUUUGCUGCACAUGCAAUCAGCUGAAAUAACACAUAAACAUAUUUAAUUUACAAUACAUCAUUAAGAUUUCUGAGCGGAUGACUCUGAGCAGAAUCAGAACUCUGUUAAAAAAAGAAUGCCAGCUUAGCUGUGCUGGAAAUGCACAGCUAAGCUGAAUGUUUUUAAAAUGUGUAAUUAAGAGAAAAAUUUCUAGGUAUUCAAUCA